This is a messenger RNA of Astyanax mexicanus (Mexican tetra), 3200 nucleotides long. It is a transcript of the gene p4hb, whose product is annotated as prolyl 4-hydroxylase, beta polypeptide. Gene Ontology annotation, molecular function: protein disulfide isomerase activity. Lineage: Eukaryota; Metazoa; Chordata; Actinopteri; Characiformes; Acestrorhamphidae. The coding region runs from base 148 to 1677 and encodes 509 amino acids. The record is from RefSeq and is a predicted model, not a curated record. Gene Ontology annotation, biological process: response to endoplasmic reticulum stress; protein folding. Gene Ontology annotation, cellular component: endoplasmic reticulum. The transcript has 11 exons.
AGCAUCGGGCACAUAAAUGCGCCUCCCACUCCCAAAACUCCUCUUCCUGCGCGCACUGCCACGUUAGAGAAACCCUCCCGACAAACACACUUCACUCACCAGCCUUUUCGCUCUUUCCUCCCCGGGUGUUUCAGGGUCCCCCGCGUCAUGCUGAAGUUGGUGCUGCUGUGCGCCUUGGCGGUGUUCGCCACCGCCGAGCUGUCGGAGGAGGAGGACGUGCUGGUGCUCAACAAGAGCAACUUCGAGGAGGCGCUCAAAGCGCACCCCAACAUCCUCGUCGAGUUCUAUGCACCAUGGUGCGGCCACUGCAAGGCCCUGGCACCAGAAUAUGCCAAAGCUGCAGGAAUGCUCAAGGCAGAGGGUUCAGACAUCCGCCUGGGCAAAGUGGAUGCCACCGAAGAGGCAGACCUUGCACAGGAGUUUGGCGUGCGCGGAUAUCCCACCAUCAAAUUCUUCAAGGGAGGAGAGAAGUCCUCCCCCAAAGAGUACUCAGCUGGAAGGCAGGCUGAUGACAUCGUGAACUGGCUGAAGAAGAGGACAGGACCAGCAGCCGCUGCUCUCACAGAGGUCACUCAGGCCGAGUCUCUCAUUGCAGACAAUGAGGUCGCAGUCAUCGGUUUCUUCAAGGACGUUGAGUCUGAUGGUGCCAAGGCCUUUAUCAAAGCAGCAGAAGCUGUCGACGACAUUCCAUUUGGCAUCAGCUCUGACGAUGCUGUUUUUUCCAAGUUCGAGGUCACCGAAGACUCCGUUGUGCUCUUUAAAAAGUUUGACGAGGGCCGUAACACUUUUGAUGGAGAACUCAGCAAAGAGGGCCUCCUGAGCUUCAUCAAGGCCAACCAGCUGCCCCUGGUCAUUGAGUUCACUGAGCAGACGGCCCCCAAAAUCUUCGGAGGUGAGAUCAAGUCACACAUUUUGCUGUUUGUGCCCAAAGCAAGCAAAGACUUCCAGGACAAGAUGGACAACUUCAGAAAAGCAGCUGAAGGCUUCAAAGGCAAGAUCCUCUUCAUCUUCAUCGACAGCGAUGUGGAUGAUAACCAGCGCAUCCUGGAAUUCUUCGGGCUGAAGAAAGAGGAGUGCCCCGCCCUGAGACUCAUCACCCUGGAAGACGAAAUGACCAAAUACAAGCCAGAGGCGUCAGAGAUCACAGCAGAAAACAUCAUUACCUUCUGCACAGCUUUUACAGAGGGCAAACUUAAGCCUCAUCUUAUGAGCCAGGACAUUCCUGAAGAUUGGGACAAAACCCCAGUCAAGACCCUGGUGGGCAAGAACUUUGAGGAAGUUGUCUUUGACCCCACCAAGAAUGUCUUUGUUGAGUUCUAUGCCCCCUGGUGCGGUCACUGUAAACAGCUGGCUCCUAUCUGGGAUCAGCUGGGAGAGAAGUAUAAGGACAGCAAAGACGUUGUGAUAGCCAAGAUGGACUCCACAGCCAACGAGAUCGAGGCUGUUAAAGUCCACAGCUUCCCAACACUAAAAUUCUUCCCUGCUGGGGAGGAGCACAAGAUAAUUGACUACAGUGGGGAGAGGACGUUGGACGGCUUUACAAAGUUUUUGGAGAGUGGUGGAAAGGAAGGAGGAGCACCAGCAGGAGAGGAUGAGGAUGAGGAGGAUCUGGACCUGGAUGAUGUGGAGGAUGAUUCAGAUGAAGGUCAUGAUGAUGAAGGGCAUGAUGAGUUAUAAAGGCGGAGGACAGCGAGAGAUAGAGGAGGACACGAGGAGAGACAAAACCCCUUCACCACCACCACCACUUCCACUCUAAAACCCCUUCCCUGUCCCAGGAAACCUCAAGCUUCUCCCAGUAAACCCCCACAGCUGCUAGGGCAUCUGCCCUUCUAUCCAACCGCCACAGCAACUUGACUGGUCUCAAGCCUGGACUCUUACCCCUGGACCUCAAAGAAAAGAAAAUUGAAUACACAUUUGGGUCAUUUUUGGAAAGUUUCCCCUGGUGUUACCCCUGAUGUGUGUUAGCGCUGAGGUUUGAGGGGUCCUAGUUGACUUCUGCGCCGGUUCAUCACCUCUGUAAUGAUCCAAGAGAUCAGUAUUGCUUCACUGUUUAAUUUGUUUAAUUUAAUAUCGCAGGGUACAGAGUGAGGGGGGAAGGCCAGUUUUUUGUUGUUUAUUGUUCCACAAACUCUCUCCCUGAGUGAGUGGACAAGUGUACAGUGGCUGGAAUGGACUGAUUUCUCAGGGCCCUGGGGGCCAUACACCCAAUAGGAGGUUGCUCAAGUCAAUACAUUCUGUGUAGAGCGGGCCAUUGCGAUACAAAUGCAGAUGUAGCUGAGACCAAGCUGAGAAUUUCCCUUUUUUGUUCCGCUUUGCAUUUUUUCCCUAUUACAGUCCUAAUGUGCUUCUUUUCUCUGUUUUUCCCCUCAAACUGUUAAAGGAACAGCUCAUCCAUGCAUGCUGACUUGAUUGAAGGUGGCAGAAAUCCUGUAGCUGCUGAUGUAGUCAUGGUUUUUGUAGGCCUUAGCGACUACUGGAUUUUAUUCAUCCUUGGUGACGUUAGCGUUACGGACUGGACCAUUCCUUUAAUAUGUGGCUACUGAAUUGUUUUUUAAAGGUGUUAAAGCUGUUUUAUUUAAUUCUAUUUUUCCAGUUUUUAUUUGAGUGGGUUUUUGUGUAAGGGCAUGUGGCCCUCUCAGUCUCAGAGGAUAUCAAAUAAAGUUCUGUAGCACUUCUUGUUCUUUUGUGACGCCAGCAGAGAUUUCAUAUCAGUUACUGAAACCACAAUUCCAUUAAUGUUCAGGAGAAGUUUUUCUGCCCAUCAUCCCCUUUUGUUUUGUUUCAUUCUUACGGUGGUCCGGUUUGCACCGAGGCGGUUCUGUCUGUGUGGUCAGUAUGUCUGGGAGGGAGAAAAUAAUGCAGCUCAUGCUAACCUGGUCAGCGUUUUGUUUUCGUUUGGUCUUACACGUGUCCAGGGACAGGGUUGUGAAUUAAUUCUAUUUUUUUUUUUUUUUUUUUCUUCACCCCAGCUGUUAUUACUUUUCUAGAAGGGUGGAUAUCGGGGUGAUGUAAAUGGGGGAAGGGAAUGGGGGUUUGUACAUGGAAAGACUUCUGUAAGAGGUUUUGUUUUGUUUUUUUAUUAAAAGCUGUAUUUGAGAGAAAGGUGAGAAGUUGUUCAGAGAACGAAGCAUUCCAUCACAUUUUCAGAUCGAUGUGGAAAAGAUAACUGGUGGCCAAAUAAACAACAAAAUGGUGACAAA